AUGUCUGGAGAUUCCUUCGGUGCUCUGACGGACGUCGAGAAAAUAAUGUUGGAUAGUGUCAAGGCAACAGGUCCGAUAUCAUUCUCGACGUUCAUGCAACUCAGUCUUGGGCACCCCACACAUGGGUACUACAUGAAACCGGAACAUGCUGUCUUUGGUACUCAAGGUGACUUUAUCACCAGUCCCGAGAUUAGCCAGAUGUUUGGCGAGCUUGUCGCGUUAUGGAUGAUAAAACAGUGGAUAGAUACGAAUGCUAAAGUACCCUUCCGAGUGGUAGAACUUGGACCUGGUAGGGGGACGCUGAUGGACGACAUACUUCGAGUUUUGAAGCAGCUUCCUGCAGCACGUGGAAAACUAAAGAGUAUUCAUCUUGUUGAGAGCAGUGCGACUAUGCGUGCUUUGCAGGAAAGCAAGCUUCGUAAGGCUUCUCAGGAGGGCAAUUUCGAGACAUUGUGGCAUGAUGCAAUCGAAGAAAUUGAGCACGAGGAAGAUGUCUUCACUAUGCUGGUCGCUCAUGAAUUUUUCGAUGCCCUUCCCGUGAACGUCAUUGAGAGAACUCAACAAGGCUGGAACGAGGUGCUAAUUGCCCCCUCGAGUGAUCCAAGCAUUAAAUACACCAGGCCCUCUUCGGAAUCAGACCAAAAUCCAGACUCUCCCCCACAAUUGCAUCACACGUCUUCGCGCUGGACGCGUGUUCUUUCGCCAACUCCGACAGCAUCAUCAACCCUACUUGGACUUGCGUCUCCUCGGUUCUUUUCGCUCCCUGUAUCCAGAGCAUCCAUGAACCAAGCACGAGGUAUUGGGAAACUUAUCAAUACCAAGGGCGGAGGAUGCGCGCUUGUCAUCGACUAUGGUGCAGACAAAGCCUUUAGCGAUUCCUUGCGGGCCUUCAAACAGCAUAAAAUCGUCGAUGUCUUCUGUAGUCCCGGAGAGUGCGAUAUUACGACAAAUGUCGAUUUUGCGUUGCUGAAAGAGUCUAUGGCUGAUCUUGUCUCGACACAUGGUCCCAUCUCCCAACGCAACUUCCUCACGUGCAUGGGCAUAGAAAUCAGGGCCGCCGCUCUUGUGCGUUCGGCCUUCUCUCUAGAAAGGAAAAAGGCGAUCGAAGAUGGCGCAAGUAGGCUCAUUGAUCCUCUUGGGAUGGGCGAGCAGUACAAGGUGCUCGGAGCUGUUGCGAAAGGUAGGGCAGAAGAAGGCCAAGAUGUUGGCGAGGUUUGGCCAUUCACUGUCAUCCAAAAUAGUGCACAGCAAUCCAUUUAA
Messenger RNA from Suillus subaureus, 1260 nucleotides. RefSeq names its product S-adenosyl-L-methionine-dependent methyltransferase. The record is from RefSeq and is a predicted model, not a curated record. Bases 1 to 1260 code for a protein of 419 amino acids. Gene Ontology annotation, biological process: mitochondrial respiratory chain complex I assembly. Gene Ontology annotation, cellular component: mitochondrion. Gene Ontology annotation, molecular function: protein-arginine omega-N symmetric methyltransferase activity. The transcript is spliced from 8 exons. NCBI's taxonomy places the organism in Eukaryota, Fungi, Basidiomycota, Agaricomycetes, Boletales, Suillaceae.